AUGCGUUUCCUCAACUUGGUUAGCCUUGUCUUGGCCGGAGCUACUGCCUCCUCUGCGGCAAACUGUUCUUGCUCGCCCUCAGAUUCUGACGCUGGGGUUCUGCAAUUCGCCUGGGGUUUGGCCAACUUCAUCGGCGGCUACUACAACUCCACCGUGGACUCCAACUUCCCUUCCAGCUCGAGAAACGCGUCUAUUGUGGGAUACAAGAGGAUCCUCCAGGGUCUCUCAAACCAGAACACCCUCGCGAUUGAAGCUGUUGAGAAGGUCGGCGCCAAGGUAUCCAGCUUCCAGCAGCCCACCUGCAGCUUCACGUACCCCCAGGUCAACACUACCUCGGCCUGGGCUCACUGGGCCUAUCAAUUCGAGUCUACUGUCACUGGUGGCUUCAUCGGUCUUGCUGGCUACACCCAGACCCCCGAGGUUACCUUCCUCAUGGCCCGCCUGGCUGCUGAGUACAACGGCCAUGCUACUUUCAUUGGUAGCCGAGUGAACUCUACCCUCUUUGCCGAUAACUCCACUUCUUUGGUGUCGGCAUACGGUCCCAACCAGAUCCUCUCAAAGCGCAACGAGACUGGUAGCCUCGGCCUGUACCUCGGUGACUGCCUCACUGCUCCAACCAGUCCUUGCGGCACCCUGAGGAUCGGCCCCUUGGAUGCUACUCCCAGCUCCUCUGCCGGUCCCAGCGCCACUGCUUUUGCCAAGAAGCACCACUAA
Penicillium canescens is the source of this 714-nucleotide messenger RNA. RefSeq lists its product as uncharacterized. The record is from RefSeq and is a predicted model, not a curated record. Lineage: Eukaryota; Fungi; Ascomycota; Eurotiomycetes; Eurotiales; Aspergillaceae. Bases 1 to 714 code for a protein of 237 amino acids. The transcript has a single exon.